Messenger RNA from Sceloporus undulatus (fence lizard), 1904 nucleotides. RefSeq names its product E3 ubiquitin-protein ligase TRIM39-like. The transcript is spliced from 10 exons. The record is from RefSeq and is a predicted model, not a curated record. NCBI's taxonomy places the organism in Eukaryota, Metazoa, Chordata, Lepidosauria, Squamata, Phrynosomatidae. Gene Ontology annotation, molecular function: zinc ion binding; protein binding. The coding region runs from base 1 to 1731 and encodes 576 amino acids.
AUGGAUGCACAUAAAUCCAACAACAUCAGUACAUACCAGGACAAUCGCUUUAAAAAAGAAUAUAGAUUUUUGGCGAGACUUUUGACAAGAAACCAAAUAGAUUACAAGUGGGAGAGAAUAGAGGGAGUAUCAUUCAGCUACAAACAAAGAAGGUAUAGAGUUAAUACAAUAGAUAAAGCUAAAGAGAUAUAUGAAAAAAUAUCUAAAGAUAUAGAAAAGGAAAGGGAAACGAAAGAGGAAAAGAAACAAUACAAAAAUGAUAUAGAAGAGAGGAAAGAGAAGAAAUCUCCGGCCCUUGCCGCUGCCGCUAAUGUGGCUGCUGCGGCGCAACCCACCUCCUCCCCCGUCCGCCUCUUCUCUUACUCGGCGGCAGAAGCGCCGCUGCCACCGGCCCCCACUGGGGGGCUCAUGCGCCGCCCAGCCUCAGCAGGGGCCAGUGGCAGCGCGCGCCUGACCCAUUCCCUCGUGCGCGCAGAAGAAGAGGCAUGGGGACAAUGCUGGGAACAUGGUGAGAACCUGAUUUGGUUUUGUGUCCAGGAAUCGGCUCUCCUCUGUAAGGUCUGCAAGGCAUCUGGAGAUCAGGCAUCUCAUACUGUGAAGUCUGUUGAAGAUGCUGCCCCAGCCAUGCAAGACCCUGAACAGGCCAUCCAGAGGCAUCACCGUCCCCCGCUGAACGGAAAUCCUUGUCACACGGAGAUCACUGGCAAGAGCGACUGGAAACCUACUGCAGUGCCGCAAUCACAAGCAGAACAGACUUCUGUCUCCAGUGAAGCUGCUGGCUAUAAAGUCAGGGGUCGGCAACCCCCGGCCCGCGGGCCGCCUCCAGCCCACGGAGGCGGCAGGACCGGCCCCAGGCUGGCCGGCGCCACCACGCCACUGCCGCCUCCGGGGCUUCUGCAGGCUCCUCCCAGGGCCCACGCGGCCCAGGCCUCUCCUUCUGAGGCCCCCUCAGAGGCCGGGAAGGAGCCGGCGGAGCUGCCCACGCGGGAUGUGAAAAAUGUGUUAAGCAGGAGUAGAAAUGUGACCCUGGUGCAAACAGAAGCUGUUUCUAUUGAAUUCAAGAAUAUAUAUAACAUUCCUUGCAUCAACAUUAUUGAAAUUCUGACCAAAUUCAAAGUGGAUGUGACUCUGGAUCCUGCCACAGCUCAUCCAAGCCUUGUCAUCUCCGAGGACAGGAAGAGCGUGAAAUAUGGAGGACGACAGUCAGAGCAGCUUACCAAAGAGAACUGCACUGGGAGAUUUGACACCUAUGUCCUUGUUUUGGGCUCUGAGAAGUUCACGUCAGGGAGGCACUACUGGGAGGUGGAGGUGGGUGACAGUACAGAGUGGGACUUGGGGGUCUAUAGGGAAGCUGUGGGCAGGAAGGAACAGGUGAGCAUAAUGUCCCCCAUGAGUGGAUUCUGGAGACUGUGGCUUCGGAAUGGAGACCAGUACAAGGCUCUGAUCUCCCGUCCUAUACUGCUCCCCAUGAAUGUGAAACCAAUGCGGGUGGGGGUUUUCUUGGACUAUUCAGAAGGUAAAGUUUCGUUUUACAAUGUGACAGAAAAGACCCACAUUUACACAUAUGUUGGGACAUUCUACACCCCCUUGCGGCCUUUCUUCAGUCCAAGCCGUCCUAAGAAAGGGGACAAAGCAUAUCCCUUGAAUAUCUGUCCAGGUCCAAGGAAUGGUAAUACCAGGAGAGAGGCAGACAGACCUACCCAAGAGCCAGAUUUUUCAAAUGUACUAUAAUGGGCUUCCUCCCUACACUACAAACAGAUCUUUGCCCAACUUCCAUGUUGCCUACAGGCCCUCUUACCACAAUGAUUUGCUUUGUACCCACAUAUUUGUUGCUGAAAACAACUGAAGCGCCUUUGUAUGCAUGCACUGAGGUAUGCAUGGCUCCUCAUCCCUCAGCUGACAUA